This is a messenger RNA of Coregonus sp. 'balchen', 1680 nucleotides long. NCBI's taxonomy places the organism in Eukaryota, Metazoa, Chordata, Actinopteri, Salmoniformes, Salmonidae. The record is from the annotation of a GenBank genome assembly.
AUGUCCUCUCCUCAGACUCUGAGAGUUUUAACAUCUAGUGGUGGGCUUCCAAUAUGGAUGAUGCUUAUACAUCUUUACAUAAGCUAUGGUAGGUUGAAUAUGUUAAUAGUAUUUGUAUAUCUUUUUAAGUCUAACACAAUAUAAUUACUGCUAAUCUAUUCUAAAGCAUUGCAAAUCUUUAAUUUCAGUUGUUGCAGAGGACAUCACCAGAGUGGUUGGACGCAUAGGCGACUCUAUAUUCCUUCACCCUGAAAUUGACUUACAAGCCAAGAUCCCUGACAUGACAUGGAAACAUGCAAAUAUGUAUAUAGCUAAAAAGGGCAAAUUAACUAAUUUAAUGGAUAGGUGUAAGUUAUUUCUAAAUGGUUCACUGAAGUUUUAUGAAGGACUGAAAACAGACAGUGGAUAUUACACAGUGGAACUAUUUAAUGAUGAUGGAGAACUUAUAUCCAAGCGGCACAUUGAGCUAAGUAUUCUAGGUGAGUAGUUUGCAAUUGUUGCAUAUUUGACAUAAUCUGCUCUAUAAUCUACAUUGAAAUUUUUUUCGAUUUGACAUAGAAGUUUUAGCAUGAGUGUACCUGUCUAUGAUGAUUUAAGUGAAUGAUUUUGAUCAGUUUACAUUUUUUUUACAGGCGGAGGUACAGUAACUUUCUCAUGCACUUUCUGCAUAAUAUUGAUCCAGAACGACUCUCCGUAAAGUAGACCUGCCCAAUACUUGUCCGGGUAGCACAGUAUGUAUUGAGACAAGCUUUAUGGGCUCAAAUAUCAAUAAGGGGAUAGGGUACAGAACAAAGUACCUUGUAAUAUUCAUGAGUGCCUUCAGAAAGUAUUCAUGCCCCUUGACUCAUUCCACAUUUUGUUGUGUUACAGUCUGAAUUCAACAUUUAUAAAUACUUUUUUUCUUCUCACCCAUCUACACACCCCAUAAUGACAAUGUGAAAACAUGUUUUUAGAAAUGUUGGCUAAUUUAUUGAAAAUGAAAUACAGAAAUAUCUCAUUUACAUAGGUAUUCACACCCCUGAGAAGCACCAAUCAUGUUAAACACUAUUAUUGCACACAGUGAGUCCAUGCAACUUAUAAUGUGACUUAUUAAGCACAUUUUUAGUCCUGAACUUAUUUAUGCUUGCCAUAUCAAAUGGGUUGAAUACUUAUUGACAUUUUAGCUUUUCAUUUUUAAUUAAUUUUUACAAAUGUUAAAAAAACGUAAUUCCACUUUGACAUUAUGGGGUAUUGUGUGUAGGCCAGUGACCAAAAAAAACUCAAUUGUAUCCAUUUUAAAUUCAGGCUGUAACACAAUAAAAUGUGAAAAAGUCAAGGGGUGUGAAUACUUUCUGAAGGCACUGUACGUACAAAUCAACUGUGGCAUUUGUUUUAGAAAGAGGUCACAUUUCAACUGUAGCUGCAUUUGGACUCUUUGCACUUGCACUGAUGACACUGGCUGUCGCCAUUCUGAAUUUGAAAAAGAGGUGUCAGGUUACAAAGAAAAAAGGUACAAUUAAUCUCAUCAAACGUUUGUAUUUUUGUUGCAAAACUAUGGAACGUUCACAUUAAACAUUCUAUUUCCCAAACUGCACUGAUGUGUUUUUAGAUGUGGAGGAUAACAACUAUGUUGAGAUGCACAAGUAUUUACGGCCGCAGGAGGAGACCAAGACCAACCCAGACCAAGACACCUCCCAAUAU